CUGUGCCAGGAAGUCAAGUAGAGCUUUUUUCCCUCCAAUAAUAAUAACCCACUCAUCCUCCCUUCCUCGAAAUGGCUUAUUGUUGGUACCUUCAAAUUUUCUCCUACAUAAGCUCCCAUAAAGCUCCAUUAAAACACAACUGAGUUUGAUCAACUAAGAGUGCUUCAGAAAACCACAAUAUCCCACUAACCAUGAACCCUCCAAUUGUCCAAACCAUCUCAGAGUGCUACAUCAAACCACAAUAUCCAGCAGAAGAGGUGAAGCCUCCCUUCCACUUGGCCUCCUGGGACAUAGCCAUGCUCUCUGUGCAUUACAUCCAAAAGGGUCUUCUGUUCAUUAAGCCCCAAAUAACAAGUGAUCAAGAAAACCCAAUUAAAUCCCUCCUAAAUAGGCUCAAGGAUUCCCUCUCUCUCACCCUGGUUCAUUUCUACCCCCUGGCCGGUCAAUUCGCAACCGUAAAACAAGAAAACCCGGCUUCUUACUAUGUGUACAUCGAUUGCAACAGUGGUCCCGGAGCAAAAUUUAUCUAUGCAACUGCGGAUUUGACUAUCGCCGACAUUCUUUUGCCUGUAGAUGUUCCUGUAGUUGUUCAAUCCUUCUUUGAUCACGACAGGACAGUUAAUCACGACGGGCAUUCGAUGUCCCUGCUGUCAAUUCAAGUCACGGAGUUAAUCGAUGGGAUAUUCAUCGGUUGUUCAGCCAACCACGCGGUUGUUGAUGGAACAUCUUAUUGGCAUUUCUUCAACAGUUUGUCGCACACCUUCGGUGCAGAGGAAAAGAAUCCUGGAAUUCCUCGACCACCAAUUCUUGAACGUUGGUUCCCUAACGGGCACGGUCCUAUGCACAACCUCCCUUUCUCUCACCAUGAUCAGUUUAUUAGAAGAUUUGAAGCGCCACCGCUUAGAGAGAGAAUAUUCCACUUCUCGUCGGAAUCCAUAGCCAAACUCAAAGAAAAGGCCAAUUCUGAAAGCAAAUCUAGCAAGAUUUCCUCGUUCCAAUCUGUAUCCGCGCUUGUCUGGAGGUGCGUGAUCCGGGCCCGUCGUCUUCCACGCGACCCCGAAACCACUUGCACUAUGGCCGCAAAUAACCGAAGCCGAAUUGACCCGCCAUUGCCAAACGAGUACUUUGGGAAUACGGUGCUCACAUUGACAGGAAAAGCCACCGUUGGCGAGCUGCUUGAUCAAGGGUUGGGGUGGGCGGCGUGGCGGUUGCACGAGGCGAGGGAGAGCCACUCUGAUGCGGCGGUUCGAGAGUGGGUGGAAAAGUGGACGGAGAAUCCUGUUAUAUACACGCGUGGGCAUAACCCGUUCGCAUUAUUGUUGGGGAGCUCGCCGCGGUUUCAGAUGUAUGAGAAUGAGUUUGGAAUGGGGAAAGCGGUGGCGAUUCGGAGUGGGUAUGGGAAUAAGUUUGACGGGAAAGUGAUGUUUUACCCUGGGUAUGAAGGCGGGGGAAGCAUGGAUUUGGAGGUUAACCUCCCGCCAGAAACAAUGGCGGCGCUUGAAUCGGACGAGGAGUUUAUGGAUGGCCUCAAUGGUUAGUGCUGAAGGGCACACUAUGAACAUUUAGAAAAGUAGGAUUAAUGUAACCGAUCACAAUUAAUUGAGACUCGAUUUGAUUUAGGUUUGGUUCAUCUUUUUGUUUCACUUGAAUUUUGGUUUGUAAUCUCUUAAAAAAGUCAGAGCCAGUCACUCUCUUGUUCUCUUUCUCAAUGUUCUGCAAUUGUGGCGUGGGUUUGUGAAUAGCCCUAGCUCGAAGACAAUCACUGUGUUUGGUUUGCAAUUUUGAAAUAAAUUUCUUUAAUAGAUUUGCGUA
Molecule: messenger RNA, 1812 nt
Organism: Rhododendron vialii
Lineage: Eukaryota; Viridiplantae; Streptophyta; Magnoliopsida; Ericales; Ericaceae
Exons: 1
Coding region: 192-1538 (448 amino acids)
Source: RefSeq, a predicted model, not a curated record